AUGUUACAGGCUGUUGGAGCUGUGGGUGAGGAUGAGGAGCACGUGAAGGAGGACUGUCCUGAAUUUGUUCCCAUUGUGAUGAAGCAAAGAGAGGAGAAGAAAAAGUCUGGGCUUGAUAUCAAGAUCCCAGUCACAAUUAUCACCGGGUAUUUGGGUGCUGGGAAGACAACACUUCUGAACUAUAUUUUGACAGAACAACAUAGCAAAAGAAUAGCAGUCAUUUUAAAUGAAUUUGGGGAAGGAAGCGCAGUGGAGAAAUCCUCAGCUGUCAGCCAAGGUGGAGAACUCUAUGAAGAGAAGCUUUAA
Messenger RNA from Lemur catta (Ring-tailed lemur), 306 nucleotides. Its product is annotated as COBW domain-containing protein 1-like. The transcript is spliced from 2 exons. The record is from RefSeq and is a predicted model, not a curated record. NCBI's taxonomy places the organism in Eukaryota, Metazoa, Chordata, Mammalia, Primates, Lemuridae. Gene Ontology annotation, cellular component: cytoplasm. The coding region runs from base 1 to 306 and encodes 101 amino acids.